CCUCUGCCACCAUUUGUACAUUGCCAGUAGCCACAGAAUCCAUCGCCAGAUACACAGUACACGACGCACGCCGGCCGGCCGUUCCAUUUCGCUCCGCCCUCCCGCCUUGUCCCGUUGCUGAGUUCCCGUCGCCUCGCCCGGAGCAGUUCGCCGCCGUUCAAGGAUCCUCCCCGGUCGCUCGCCGCCAUGAAGAAGGUUGUGGUGAAGCUGGACGUGAACGACGACAGGCAGAAGGCCAAGGCGCUCAAGGCCGUCUCCGGUCUCCACGGCAUCGACCAGUUAGGCGUGGACAUGAAGGAGCAGAAGAUGACCGUCAUGGGCACGGUCGACCCUGUCGCCGUCGUCGGCAAGCUGCGCAAGCUCUUCCCCGGCGCGCAGAUCUUCUCCGUCGGGCCGGCCAAGGAGGAGAAGAAGGACGACAAGAAGGACGGCGGCGGCGACAAGAAGCCCGCCGGGGACAAGAAGGACGGCGACAAGAAGGAGGGCGGCGACAAGAAAGACGGGGACAAGAAGGACGGCGACAAGAAGCAGCAGGAGGCGAAGCCGGCCGUGCCGGUGUACCCGCCCUACUGGUACCCGAUGCCGCCGCAGCCGCGCUACAUCGUCCACAGCGUCGAGGAGGACCCCAACUCGUGCGUCAUCUGCUGAUCGCGCCCACGCGCCGCCGCCGCCCAUCUUCCCCUGUACAUUUCGUCGCUGUCCUGCCUGUCUUCCUCUGCCGCCGCCGCUGCCGGUGGUUGGUGGUUGCUGUACUCAUCAGCCCACCUGCCGCAGCGAUCGACGGCGUGCGUUACACUUGCGUAUACGACCGCGUAAUUACCAGUUGCGUUGCAUCGAUAGGUGCUGUUUGGCUUAUUUUCGGGAAGAUGUCGACCGCCGGGAUGCUAGUUGUAGUAGUACUACCACAUCUACAUGCAUCUGCUGAUCAGUUUGUAGAGUGAGAAGAGCUAUAUAUAAAGAGAAAUAACUUUUGAUAGUAUCUGAAUUUCAGAAAAUGCUGCCCAACUGGUCUGAAAAGUACUUAUGUUUGUUCUCCUGAUGGAAAACUAUAGUGUAAAUCAGCACUAAAACCAUCGCGAUUCACGUCAUAGGAGUAUAAUUAAAUUCAGCACAGCUGAAUCAUGUGAAAUCGCACUAUGAUUGGCAUGGUUGUGUGAUGAAUGUGGGUGGCUGAGAUUCUCCCUGUUAUUACGGCUCCUUGAUAUCGAUAUUAAUUGUGCAGGCCUAAUAUUGUGCCUUCUUGUAACUUCGAAAAUAUAAAUCCCUUUUUUGUUUUUCUAU
Molecule: messenger RNA, 1281 nt
Organism: Triticum aestivum (bread wheat)
Lineage: Eukaryota; Viridiplantae; Streptophyta; Magnoliopsida; Poales; Poaceae
Product: heavy metal-associated isoprenylated plant protein 39
Exons: 3
Coding region: 187-648 (153 amino acids)
Molecular function (GO): metal ion binding
Source: RefSeq, a predicted model, not a curated record